UGUUCUUUUGGUUCCGUCUCUCAGCUUGAACCUGAAGCAGAGGACAAAGUCGCGAACAUGGAGAACGGUGAAAUUCCCGAAAACGCUAACGAGCAUUGCCCUGGUACCCAAUCAGAUUCUGCUGGAAAAUCUGACGCUUGCGAAGGAUGCCCUAAUCAAGAAGUUUGUGCUACUGCUCCUAAAGGCCCUGACCCAGACUUGGUUGCAAUCACUGAAAGAAUGGCUACUGUUAAGCAUAAGAUACUGGUUUUAUCGGGUAAAGGUGGAGUUGGCAAGAGUACAUUCUCUGCCCAACUGUCGUUUGCUCUGGCAGCUAUGGACUUCCAAGUGGGUCUCCUUGACAUUGACAUUUGUGGCCCGAGCAUCCCAAAGAUGCUUGGCCUAGAAGGUCAAGAUGUCCACCAGAGCAACCUUGGCUGGUCUCCUGUUUACGUUGAGUCCAACCUUGGGGUCAUGUCCAUUGGAUUCAUGCUUCCUAACCCUGAUGAAGCUGUCAUAUGGAGGGGUCCACGCAAAAAUGGGCUCAUCAAGCAAUUCCUGAAGGAUGUAUACUGGGGAGAACUUGAUUUUUUGAUUGUUGAUGCUCCUCCUGGGACCUCAGAUGAGCACAUCUCAAUUGUCCAACUGCUCGAGGCUACUGGAAUAGAUGGUGCAAUUAUAGUCACUACUCCACAAGAAGUCUCCUUGAUUGAUGUGCGGAAAGAAGUGAGUUUCUGCAAGAAAGUUGGAGUCCAGGUUCUUGGGGUUGUUGAGAACAUGAGUGGCUUGUGCCAGCCAGUGAUGGAUUUCAAGUUUACAAAGAUGACAGAGACAGGUGAACAGAGAGACGUUACAGAGUGGUUCAAGGAGUAUGUGAGAGAAAACGCACCAGAGAUUCAAAAUUUGUUUGCUUGUAGUGAAGUCUUUGACAGUAGUGGUGGUGGUGCAGAAAGAAUGUCGAGGGAAAUGGGUGUACCUUUUCUUGGGAAAGUACCUUUGGAUCCACAGCUUUGCAAGGCAGCUGAAGAAGGUAGAUCCUGCUUCAUUGAUAAAAAAUGUGGGGCAAGCGCUCCUGCACUGAAGAUGAUCAUAGAAAAAUUGAUUGAAAAUCAGGGGUUCUCAAGAAUGUUGGUUGCUGAUGGCGCGUAGGUGGUUGGCAUCAGCUUGCGGUCCUUGUGGAUUAAAAUUUUGUUUGUCUUUUCUUCUGUUCCCCUUUCUAUCUAUAGUAGCUUGAAUCUCAUUUGUAUUUUUUUAGCUUGAUAUGUGUGAACUGAUUUGUUUAGAACAUGACUAUUUUUUUAAUGUAAUGAAAACCUGUGGUAUUUGUUUUUU
Juglans regia (Persian walnut) is the source of this 1311-nucleotide messenger RNA. Its product is annotated as cytosolic Fe-S cluster assembly factor NBP35. The transcript is spliced from 3 exons. The coding region runs from base 58 to 1128 and encodes 356 amino acids. Gene Ontology annotation, cellular component: cytosol. Gene Ontology annotation, biological process: iron-sulfur cluster assembly. Gene Ontology annotation, molecular function: ATP binding; ATP-dependent FeS chaperone activity; 4 iron, 4 sulfur cluster binding. NCBI's taxonomy places the organism in Eukaryota, Viridiplantae, Streptophyta, Magnoliopsida, Fagales, Juglandaceae. The record is from RefSeq and is a predicted model, not a curated record.